UGUUUGCCGGCGGUAUCGGAUCCGCCUCCAUUUUAUCAGUGUGUACCGGCGAACACACACGGACGUGCUCAGUGCGAUCCGCCUGGAUUCGGAGAUCGCGUUAAAAACCGCAGCGUACUCGUAUCAGCGUUGGACGCGGGAGACGCUUUUGUUUCCUGGAGGACAUAAAGAAGACGAAGUGAUGCAGCGCCGAUUUAAACCGGCAGCAACACCCGCGGUCUGACUGCUGCAUAACCCCCCAAAAAUGUGCACUCUUACAGGCUGUUUAACAUGACACACUAACAUGAAAUAUUAUUAAAUAACCAUUCGCCUAUGCAGCGUGAGAUCCCGGUGAAGUUACCGACUCAACAAGCCUGAAGGAGCAGGAAGCAAGUUGGCACAGCUUCUGCGACUGAGAAUAACAUACCAAGAAAGAUCAUUAACACAUUGGGACACACACAUAGCUGUCCACCCACUGACACACACACACACACACACACAUUUGCAGAUGGCACUGGAAAACUCUACAUUCUCUUCUCGGCCCGAGUCCCUCUCUUUGCCGGUCCCAGAGAAGGGGGAGGUGCCUGCCGAGGAGACCAAAGAAGAUGCUCCUGUCACUGGAGUAUUUAAUGUAUCGGAGGAACUUGGGCACGUGGUAACCACAGAGACAUCACCCCCCCCACAAGUGUCCAGUAAUAACAACAUGUCAUUCCAGGACAAGAUGGCUGCUCGGGAAGCACAAGCCAAUCAGCCCCGAAAGAAGCUGCAAGGGGCAGGGCAGGAAUGGGGAAAGUUUGGCUGGGCACGCAGUAAGCGUAGGAGGCAACGAUAUGUGGAGAAAAAUGGCCGCUGUAACGUACAGCAUGGUAACAUGCGGGAAACGUACCGCUACUUGACGGACAUCUUUACCACUCUAGUGGAUCUGAACUGGCGCUGCUCGCUCUUUGUUUUUGUCAUGGCCUAUGCUGUAACCUGGCUCUUCUUUGGUGCUAUAUGGUACCUUAUUGCAUACUGCAGAGGAGAUUUGGAUCAUUUGGAAGAUGAUACGUGGACUCCAUGUGUGAAUAAUGUUAAUGGUUUUAUCUCAGCUUUUCUUUUCUCCAUUGAGACGGAGACCACUAUUGGAUAUGGCCAUCGUGUCAUCACCGACCAGUGUCCGGUGGGCACCAUGCUUCUGCUUUUGCAAGCCAUACUGGGAUCAAUGGUCAACGCUUUUAUGGUUGGCUGUAUGUUUGUGAAAAUCUCUCAGCCAAACAAACGGGCCGAGACACUAGUGUUCUCCCGGAACGCCGUCAUCUCUCUGCGGGACGAUAAGCUGUGUCUGAUGUUCCGAGUUGGCGAUCUAAGAUCCUCACACAUCGUUGGAGCCAACAUGAGAGCGAAGCUCAUCAAAUCCAAACAAACCCAAGAGGGUGAAUUCAUUCCUCUGGAUCAAACUGAUAUCAGUGUGGGCUUUGAGACAGGGGACGACCGCUUGUUCUUGGUGUCUCCGUUGGUCAUCUCUCAUGAAAUCGACUCGCGCUCGCCGUUCUGGGACAUGUCCCAGGCUCAGCUGGAGAAAGAAGACUUUGAGAUUGUUGUUAUUCUGGAGGGCAUGGUCGAAGCUACAGGUAUGACAUGUCAAGCACGGAGCUCCUAUUUGGGCGAGGAGGUGCUGUGGGGUCACAGGUUCAGCCCGAUGAUGUCACUGGCUGAAGGAUUUUUUGAUGUGGAUUACGGAGCAUUUCAUCAUACAUUUGAGGUGGACACUCCUUCUUGUUCAGCUCGAGAGCUCGCAUUAGCUGCUGCUCGUCUGGAAGCUCACCUCUAUUGGUCGAUCUCCAGCAGGCUGGACGAAGAGAAGUGGGAGGGGCCUAACCUGACCGAGCAAUCAAAAACCCCUGUUGAUUCUGAAUCCGUCAGUGGAAAAGAUGGAAGUGGACCUACGUUCAUUGUGGGUGGAGUUAUAGAUACACAGGAACAGCCAGUUGUAGGGGAGCAGAACGGCAGUGUCACUACAGACCAAUCAGAAACUGAGGCCUAACAGAAAGAAAAGUAAGAAUGCAAGUUUUUUUUUUAGGGUUAGAAAGAUAAUAAUAUAUUAGUUUUGAUUGUGAAACAAUCCAUGCCUUUUUUCCUUUAAAUCUUAUCCAUUUAGCCACUAAAGAAUAGCAUAGAAUAACUUUCCCCAACGGGGAAAUCUUAGUUACUUGGUUUGUUGGUUUUUAAAAGCAGACAUCUGAAAAACCGUCCUGCUUUAAAUUCCGGCAGGGUCUUUUCAUGGAUGACAUUAGGUUUCUUGAGGCUAUUCAUUAUCCGGAAUUUUAAAUAAUUACACAGGGUAUGUCUCCUUUUACUAUACAUAAUAUAUCCAUUCUGAGGCAUGGCUGGUUCGGCAGUUUGUAAAAUAAAGAUAACCUAGCUAUACUACAGUUGACGGAAGUGCCACGUAACUAGUUAUUUUAUUAUAAAUCCUUGCGGUUAUCCUCAUCAGCAUUUAAAAUGAUUUUUGUGCCAGGAAUUUAUUGGUAUUCCUAUCUGUUUUUUCAGUACAGUCUCUCUAAUGCAGGAAAUUAAUCUAAUAGGCAAGUGAAAUUGUCCUUUUUGUUUAAAAAAAACAAACGAAAUCGUACAGUAUCGGUGUCUGUUAUUUUAAUGUCACUGUCAGCCUUACAGACAUAUCUUGCACAGAGUUCACGUUUCCCCCCCCCUUUCAAUGUAACAGAGGUUUGUUACUUACUGUAACUAUUCUUUAAACCAGUUCUUAUAUACUGUGCAUAUGUCGUAGGGAUGAUACACCUUAAACCUUUCAGAAGAAAUGCUAAACUAGUGUCAAAGAUUAAUGACCUGAAAGAAUAGUUUAAUGAAAAAAUGGUAGCAGAGCUCUACAUAAAGCUCUACAUAAAGCUAGUAGGCGUCACUUGGCACUAUGCCACACACAUCAUGUUAAUUAAUGAGUACUGGCUUUUAUUGAUACUAAGCCAUGUCAGCGUUUUUGCUCCUACUAUUCAUUUCAUGGCUGCGCUCUUGUCUUCAGAGCUGCCAAUAAAUUUAUGAUGAAUUACGUUGGUGAGUGCAGGCUACUCUGAUGGAACAUAUUCCACUAAUAUGCUAGUCCAUUCUAUUCUUGGAAGCUGCCCAGAACCUAAGCAUGUCUAAUGCACAGUUUAAUUAUUCCUGUAAUGUCCUAUGGAAGGGAAACCUGCUGGUGCCUUUUCUGAUGUUUCUGUACCUUACAAGGAAUUAGAUCUCAGUGUAAUACUAUUUUAUAGCCAUAAAAUAUACUAAUUAUGAUAUUGAAGCAUCAUUAUUCAAGCUAUACAAUAAUGCAAACAGUCAUUCAAAUUAUUGUAUUCUAUUACUCAGUAACAUAUAGAUGAAAGAAAAUUAAGGCAUAGACCACGUACAUUCUGAUAACCUGGUAUAUAACUAGAUUGUGAUAAGCCUUCUUAUUCUAAGAUGAAUGUCAUAUUUAAGCUUGCUUUAAAAAACUGUUAUCAAUUUUAUGUCAUCUUCUGAGUUAAUGACAUGUAUUAAGGAGUUGUGUCAUUUCAUUGUUAUUUAGCAGUGACUGCAGUUGACAGGCAGCGUAGUUUGCCAAAGACCAAGAGCUUGAAGGUGAUGCCAUAGUAACUGUUGAGUAUAGCAAGUUGAUGCGAGCUGAGGGAAAAAAGCACAAAAAGUAGAAAUAUUUAUGACAAUCAACCUCUAUAUACUGUACUAAAUAUAACUUAGGCUAGUUUUAGAUUUUUUUUAUUUAAAACAUUGUUUUCUCAUGUCAUAGUAUUUGUCUAUUAUGUAUUUUAUUUAUAUGUUGCCAUUACACUAUAUGGUACUAAGGUUAGUUCACGUCCCAAAAGCUGACCAUAAACACUCAUUAUGCACUCAUAAGUUUAUCCCAUAAAUUUUAACAUUACUUUUGACCAUAUGAUGCAUGAAACCAUUGUAUGUGGGCCAAAGUUUGAACCAGUUAUGAACACUGACAUCCUGGGGUAUCUGUGCUAUUAUUUUCUACCUAUACCGGCAUCAGGUAUAGUGGUACCAUGAACACAUCACAAACUUUUUCUGGAUAUGAAACUGUUUUAAAAUAAAACAACUAUAAAAUUCCUUAUAUACUUAUUAUUAUAAACUUAGAGGUAUGUUACUAAAAUCUAGUCUUAGAGGACCACAGCUUGGCACUUUCAAGUGGUCUAUUCCAAGUUUUAGGGUUUGAGGGUAGAAUUAUCCCUGACAAAGUAGCAGUUUUUAAAAAAAGAUAAAAACAGCAUCAUGGAAUUUGGUAGAAAAACUUUCAGCCAAUAGUCAUAUGGCACCAAACACAAAGCGCCUAGCCAUAUGUCAGACAUAUCAUUGCGAACCAUAUUAUAAUUAUGUAAUUUCUCAACCAUUUGGUAAAGUUCUAAACCAGUUUGCUGCUUAUAACAAUUUUACAGUGCGUUAUGGGAACAUGCAUAGUCUCAAGGUACUGUGACCAUAUCCUAUAGACAAUAGACGGUCUCUGUCUAUAUACUGUACAUAUUAUAUGAAUCUAUAUACCCAUUAAAUCAUAUGAACACUCACCAGUAAUAUCAGUUAAGAAGUCUUGUUAUUGUAUGCGUUGUAGCAGUUGGGAGGUUUGGUAAUGUAGUAAGAACACUAACUAGACACAGCCACUGUUUAAUGGUUUCCUUGCUCCAAUGCACCUGAAUUCAUUUAAUUAAAAACUGAUAAGACAAGACACAGAGCAUGCAAGAUGCUAAGUGGUUCAAAGCUUAAGUUAUUUAAGUAUAAACGCCCUAAAAUAAAUAGAUUUAGAGUAAGAAUAUGUAGAGUAGGUGCGUUUAAUAUUUAACACAACUAUUUGCCUAGCACAAUGUUAAUUAAUUACUUUCUAUAUAUGCUUUGGUUAGAGAUGUUUUUGACUUUACUUUGGUAAUUCUUGAAUAUGCAUUGAAACAAGCAUUGUAUUUUAAAGUCCUCCUUUGCAUAUAGGGCAAAUUGCAAUUAAUAAUUUCCCUACUUCCUGGCCUACCCAGUCUAAAAUUUUAAAACCAUGGGUGCCAUGAUUGUGGGAAUUAAUGAUGCAGGUGCAGAUUUUCCUUUAUUAAACACCCUGAAAUAUAUCAGAACAACCAGCAGCAGGAACAGCAACACUAUGACAACUCUGCCUUCUAAGAUGUGGCUUCCCAGUUGUUGCUACGGGUAAACAAGGGUAAUCUAACCAUUUUUGGAAGUCAUCCGUCUGAUGCCAAAUCUGUAAUGGGGUUAUGGCUGGAACAAUUAAUAAGAGCUGGGCUGGAACUUGGUAUGGAAGCUGAGCUGCAAUUUUGCACGGGAGCCAGGAUUGAUCUUGGUAAGGACAAGCAGGACGUGACAAUUCACAAGUCUUUGGGGCAGGGGGGCACCUAUUGGGUCCCCAGGCAAGUGCUUGCUUGGGGCAGGACUAGUGGUCAUAGCAGAGGUGGUCACUUCGUCAUGGGCCUAUGGCAAGACUCUGACUGGAACAGGGCUAGGGCUUGGGAUAAGGAGGCUGUGCCAUGGGCUUUUAAUGGGCUUUUUUUCCCGGUAACUGGGACAGGGUUAGACAUGGCUGGGAUAGAGCAUGGCAUGUCUGGGGAAGGACAAGACGUGGGAGGCCAAUUCGUCAACCUCCUUCUGCCACUAGAGUUGGGAGGUUCCCACAGAGUGCUGGGCUGAAAAUGGUGCUAUGGCGGCUGCCAUGUUGACUUCCACAGAGCAUUUCUGGAAUCACCCUAACGCUCUUUGCUGUUGGCUUUUACAGGAAACAUUGUGUGGGAAGCUGCUCUGUUGCCUUCACCUGUUGGGUUGUGUUUGGGUCAAAACAAGAAGGUCUAAUGAAACAGAACUCUGACUUGGACUUAAGGACAAUAAUGCACAAUAAGCUUUGGAUGAUACAGUGAAAAGCAGAAUGUUCAGUAUGUUCGGAAACUAAUAAAAAAAAUAAUCACAAAAAACUGAAGAACACCAUCAUGUAACAGAUGACUGAUUGGGUGGGGUUUGUAAUAGGAUCAAAAGGGAAACUAUAAUCUAUUUGUCUUGGGAACUGCAACAUAAAUGGGGGAUUGUGACAGUUAUGCAGUCAUAAAAUUUUUCAGACACACGUAUUAUAGAUAUUACCCCUUAAAAUAAACUAUUCUAGCACAGAAUCAUAUCUAGAUAAGAAAUAUGAGCCAGUGUAAGGCUGGUUAGCAAAGUUUUGGUUUGAUCUUCAAAAUCAUAUUCAAGAUAAGAUUAGAGUAUUGUAUAGAUCUGUUAUUUAAUUUA
Messenger RNA from Clarias gariepinus (North African catfish), 6222 nucleotides. RefSeq names its product potassium inwardly rectifying channel subfamily J member 9 (gene kcnj9). Gene Ontology annotation, biological process: potassium ion import across plasma membrane; regulation of monoatomic ion transmembrane transport. The transcript has 8 exons. The record is from RefSeq and is a predicted model, not a curated record. The coding region runs from base 488 to 2002 and encodes 504 amino acids. Gene Ontology annotation, molecular function: G-protein activated inward rectifier potassium channel activity. Gene Ontology annotation, cellular component: plasma membrane. NCBI's taxonomy places the organism in Eukaryota, Metazoa, Chordata, Actinopteri, Siluriformes, Clariidae.